AUGGCACCUGCUUCCAACAUCGCAACGCUUGUUGCGCGAUACUUCGGUAGCUGCCCUAGCGGCUACUACGUCAGCGGCGGUUACUGCUACCCGAAUUCUCGGUGGUACAGCUGGGGUCGCUGGGUCUUUGCCGGCGUUGUCAUCGUCGUCUUCAUCAUUGUCAUGGUGAUGCUUGGAUGUCUGAGCGCGCGCCGCCGCAGGAGAAAGGGUCUGCAGCCUAUGUACGGUACCGGCUGGAUGGGCGGCAAGCCUGCCUACCCUCCUCCCCAGUACAGCCAGAACGCCGGACAGUACGAUGCGAACGGCGGCGGAUACUACAACCAGGGCGGCUACAACCAAGGCUACAACCAGGGCUACGACCAGAACCAGGGUUACUAUGGCCAGCAGCAGACUAACAUCCCGCUGCAGCAGCCUGGCAACACGUACUACCCGCGCGGCGGCGAGGAUGUCUACUCGCCGCCUCCUGGACCCCCUCCUGGAACUUCGCCCGAGAUCAGGAAGUAG
This is a messenger RNA of Thyridium curvatum, 504 nucleotides long. RefSeq lists its product as uncharacterized. Bases 1 to 504 code for a protein of 167 amino acids. Gene Ontology annotation, biological process: vesicle-mediated transport. The transcript has 3 exons. The record is from RefSeq and is a predicted model, not a curated record. Lineage: Eukaryota; Fungi; Ascomycota; Sordariomycetes; Thyridiales; Thyridiaceae. Gene Ontology annotation, cellular component: intracellular membrane-bounded organelle.